Messenger RNA from Aethalodelphis obliquidens (Pacific white-sided dolphin), 2320 nucleotides. RefSeq names its product glycoprotein V platelet (gene GP5). Gene Ontology annotation, molecular function: protein binding. The record is from RefSeq and is a predicted model, not a curated record. The transcript has a single exon. Lineage: Eukaryota; Metazoa; Chordata; Mammalia; Artiodactyla; Delphinidae. Bases 14 to 1723 code for a protein of 569 amino acids.
CGCCUUUCCAGACAUGCUGAGGAGCGCUCUGCUGUGCGCCGCGCUCGGGCUCCUGCGCGCCCAGCCCUUCCCCUGCCCACCCACCUGCAGGUGCAUUUUCCGCGACGCCGCGCAGUGCUCGCAGGGUAGCGUGGCGCGCAUCGCGGCGCUCGGCUUGCCCACCAACCUUACGCACAUCCUGCUUUUCCGAAUGGGCCCCGGCGCCUUGCUGAACAGCAGCUUCAGUGGCAUGACCGUCCUGCAGCGCCUAAUGCUGUCCGACACCCACGUUUCGGCCAUUGCUCCCGGCACUUUCAACGAUCUGAUAAAACUUAAAACCCUGAGGUUAUCGCACAACAAGAUCACUCAUCUUCCAGGCGCGCUGUUGGAUAAGCUGGUGCUCUUGGAACAGUUGUUUCUGGACGGCAAUGAACUAAAGAGCCUUGACCAAAACAUGUUUCAGAAACUGGUUAACCUGCAGGAGCUCUUUUUGAACCAAAACCAGCUCGCUUUCCUCCCUGCCAGCCUCUUCACACACCUGGGGAACCUGAAAUUGUUGGAUUUAUCGGGAAAUAAUUUGACCCACCUGCCCGAGGGAUUGUUUGGGGUCCAGGUUAAGCUUGAGAAGCUUCUGCUCCACUCGAACCAGCUCGUGUCUCUGGAUUCGGGGCUGUUGGAUAGCCUGCGCGCCCUGAUGGAGCUGCAGCUCGACAGAAAUCACAUCCGUUCCGUCGCACCUGGCGCCUUCGACCGUCUGCGAAGCCUGAGCUCUUUGACUCUUUCCAGAAACCGCCUCGAGUUUCUGCCCUCUGCCCUCUUUCUUCAUUCGCACAAUUUGACCUACCUGACACUGUUCGAGAACCCGCUGGAGGAACUCCCCGAGGUGCUCUUCGGGGUGAUGGGCGGCCUGCGGGAGCUGUGGCUGAACGCCACCCAGCUGCGCACCCUGCCUGCCGCCGCCUUUCGCAACCUGAGCGGCCUGCGGGUCCUGGGGGUGACGCUGAGCCCGCGACUGAGCGCGCUCCCGGAGGACGCCUUUCGGGGCCUCGGCGAGCUGCGGGUGCUCGCCCUGCGCUCCACCGGCCUGGCUUCCCUCCCCGCCGGCUUGCUCCGCGGCCUCGGCGGGCUGCGCCACUUGUCGCUGCGCCGCAACCGGCUGCGGACCCUGCCCCGCGAGCUCUUCCGCAACCUCAGCAGCCUGGAGGAGGUCCAGCUUGACCACAACCAGCUGGAGACACUGCCCGGAGACGUUUUUGAGGCUCUGCCCCGGCUGGCGAAGGUCCUGCUGGGGCACAAUCCCUGGCGCUGCGACUGUGGCCUGGGGCCAUUCCUGGCGUGGCUGCGGCGGCACGCGGGCCUCGUGGGUCGAGCCGAGGCCCCGCUGUGUCACGGCCCCGGGCCGCACGCCGGCCUGUCGCUCUGGGCCCUGCCCCUCAGCGACCCCGGCUGCCCGCGCCCCGGGAGCACGCCUUCCCGCCGCCUUGCCCUCGGCUCUUCCGAAGGCCCCCAGCAGCCCACCCUGCCCGCCGCCCCUGCCCGCGCUUCCUUGGGACCCAAGCGCUCCGAGUCCUGGGCGUGGGCCCGGCCGGUGGCCGAAGGCAAAAGUCAGGACCAGAGCCUGUUCUGGGGUCUCUAUUUUCUGCUUUUAGCUGCUCAGGCCAUAAUAACCGGGAUCAUAGUGUUUGCGAUGAUUCGACUCGGCAGGCUCUUUCGGAAAUUAAUCAGAGAGAGAGCUCUGGUUUGAGGCAAUGGUAAAACCUUGCAAUUAAUUAAAACGUGACCAGGGUAUUGUCAGACGUGGCUCUGGAGAGAGUCCCGACGGGCUGCCGCUGUCUUCCUCCUGCUUCCUCUUCCUCUUCUCCCAUCUCCCUCCCUCCCUCUCUCCCUCUCUCCCUCUCUCUUCCCCUUUCAGUCUCACCUCCCAUUCCCGCCCCCGCCCCAUACCAUUUACAGUCAGAAAUUGUGGCUGCCUGCUGUGCCUUUGUCUCCUCCGUCGUGUGCAUCAGGGCGCGCGGGCAGUGAAGGCCCCUCCCAGUGCCCGCCGUGCCAGCAGGAAGGAGGGUUCUCUCCACUGUUUUCGGAGGGAAGGUGCAAAGGAGGCAGCCACCUUCGGUCCAGGGCCCGCCUCCCGCACCUGGCAGGUGUCUGGUAAAUGUUUGUGAAAUGAAUGAAUAACAUGAAUACAGGGGAAUCCAGUGAUAAUGGCUUUUCCUAGCGGAGAAGAUGGAGUGCUCGCUUUAUCUACUUUUAUUUGAAAAGCAGAAUUCUUCCAGUUCUUGGACUUCCCUGGUGGCGCGGUGGUUAAGAAUCCGCCUGCCAAUGCAGGGUACACGGGUUCAAG